AAGCCACCAGCAGGGGUAGGAGGGGCGGAGCUCGCGAGAGGAAGUCUGGUGGCACAAGGAAUUCUGGGACCGGAAGUGCGACGCAUGCUGCUUUGAGCAUCAUGGCUGUGUCUCGCUCUCCCCGGAGGCGACUAGCGGAGUUAACAGUUGACGAGUUCUUGGCUUCGGGCUUUGAGUCCGAAUCCGAGUCCGAGGUGGAGGACAUCAAGGAGGCUGCGACGAAGGAGAAAAAAGGGCCAAGGGCCUUCUCUAACUGGGAGCAGCGGGGCACGCGCACUUCACCCAGCCUGCAUAAGGGGCGUGCUUCUGAGCACAAAGACCAGCUCUCUCGGCUAAAGGACAGAGACCCUGAGUUCUACAAGUUCCUACAGGAGAAUGACCAGAGCCUACUGGACUUUAGUGACUCAGACAGCUCUGUGGAGGAAGAAGAGCAAUUCCACUCCCUGCCAGACAUGUUGGAGGAAGCAAGUGAAACAGAGGAAGAUGGAGGAGAGGAUGAUGACACAUUGCCCAGAGUACUGCAGAGGAAGAAGAAUGAGCCUGUACCUGUGACCCUUGCCAUGGUGGAGAGAUGGAAGCAGGGCGCCAUGCACCACCUUACUCCCAAGCUGUUCCAUGAAGUCGUACAGGCAUUCCGAGCAGCUGUAGCCACCACCCAAGGAGACCAGGAAGCUGCUGAGACCUGCAGGUUCCAGGUUGCAGAUAGUGCUGUGUUCAAUGCUCUGGUUACUUUCUGCAUUCGAGACCUCUGUGGUUGCCUUCAGAAGCUACUGUAUGGAAAGACACCAAAGGAUAGCAACAGGAUGCUGCUGCCAUCUAGUAGCCCACUAUGGGGGAAGCUCCGUGUGGACGUCAAGACAUACCUGAGUGCAGUUGUCCAGCUGGUAGCCUGUCUUGCUGAAGCCACGGUGUCUGCAGCUGUCCUGCAGCAUAUCAGCAGCUUGGUUCCUUACUACCUGACUUUCCCUAAGCAGUGCCGAAUGUUGCUCAAGAGGAUGGUAGUUCUGUGGAGCACGGGUGAAGAAUCUCUGCGGGUCCUGGCCUUCCUGGUACUCAUCAGAGUCUGCCGGCACAAGAAGGAAUCCUUCCUUGGUCCCAUUCUGAAGCAAAUGUACAUCAUGUAUGUGAGAAACUGCAAGUUCACCUCUCCCAGUACCCUCCCCCUCAUAAGCUUCAUGCAACGGACACUGACUGAACUGCUUGCCUUGGACCCCAGCAUCUCCUAUCAGCAUGCCUUCCUCUACAUCCGACAGCUAGCAGUCCACCUGCGUAAUGCUAUGACCACAGGCAAGAAGGAAACAUACCAGUCUGUGUACAACUGGCAGUAUGUGCAUUGCCUCUACCUGUGGUGUCGAGUCCUGAGUACCCUUGGUUCCAGUGAGGUCCUGCAACCCCUACUCUACCCUCUCUCACAGAUCAUCAUUGGCUGUAUCAAGUUGUUGCCCACUGCCCGCUUUUAUCCGUUGCGUAUGCAUUGUGUACGUGCCCUGACACUGCUGUCCCAGACCAUCAGCACCUUCAUCCCUGUUCUGCCCUUCAUUCUCGAGAUUUUCCAGCAGGUGGACUUCAAUAGGCGGCCAGGCCGCAUGAGUUCCAAGCCCAUCAACUUCUCUGUGAUCUUGAAGCUGUCCAGCACCAACCUGCAGGAGAAGGCAUACCGGGAUGGCCUACUGGAACAGCUGUAUGAUCUUAUUCUGGAAUACCUGCACAGCCAGGCCCAUAGCAUCGCUUUCCCAGAGUUGGUGCUGCCUACUGUUCUACAGCUGAAAUCUUUUCUCCGGGAGUGCAAAGUGGCUAACUACUGCCGGCAGGUGCGCCAGCUGCUGGAGAAAGUGCAAGAGAAUGCAGAACAUAUCCGAAGUCUUCGACAGAGAGUGACCUUCAGCGUGUCUGACCAGCUGGCAGUGGAUGCUUGGGAGAAGCAGGUCCGUGAAGAAGGGACCCCUCUCACCAGAUACUACAGCCAUUGGAAGAAGCUGAGGGACCGUGAGAUCCAGCUGGAGAUCAGUGGCAAAGAGCGGCUAGAAGACCUGAACUUCCCAGAGAUCAAAAGGCGGAAAGUGGAAGACAGGAAGGAUGAAGACAGGAAAGAAUUAAAAGACCUGUUUGAGUUGGACAGUUCUGAGGGAGAGGACAGCACAGACUUUUUUGAGAGAGGAGUUCCUGGGCUCCCAGAAGCUCACCAAGAAGUAAAAGAAGAAGAUCAGGAGGAAGAAGAUAAGGAAGAAGGUGCCAACAAUUCAGAGGAUGGAGACACAGACACAGGGGUGGAUCUGAGUGAACUGUGGCAGCUGGCUCAGGGACCACAGGAUGAGCUGGAGGAUCUUCAGCUCUCAGAAGAGGACUGAGGGCCUCCUGCCACCUCCUGGAGGCCUUGAGGACAAGAACUGUGCAGCAAGAGGACAGUAGACAGUAAACAGGGUUUUAUUGUUACAGCACAACAGAACAAGUAUACUAAGAGCCAUUUUGACCCUGAAAGGGAACUGUUUCUGCAGAGCCUUCUGCUGCCCCAAGCAGGAGGCUAACCCUGACCUGCAGAGUUGUCCCAGUUCAGAGUGGGGAGGGUGGCUCCAUAGCCUCUCCACUUUGUCUGUCUUUGGUUUAUCUGCAGACCGCUGCAGAAAUCCAUUACUUUUCUUUUUAAGCCAUAUGUUUCCCUUUUAAAUAUACUCUUGGCAUUUUCG
Messenger RNA from Mastomys coucha (southern multimammate mouse), 2684 nucleotides. RefSeq names its product NOC2 like nucleolar associated transcriptional repressor (gene Noc2l). The record is from RefSeq and is a predicted model, not a curated record. Lineage: Eukaryota; Metazoa; Chordata; Mammalia; Rodentia; Muridae. The transcript is spliced from 19 exons. The coding region runs from base 102 to 2348 and encodes 748 amino acids. Gene Ontology annotation, molecular function: transcription corepressor activity; histone binding. Gene Ontology annotation, biological process: negative regulation of transcription by RNA polymerase II; ribosomal large subunit biogenesis. Gene Ontology annotation, cellular component: nucleoplasm; Noc2p-Noc3p complex; nucleolus.